Lacerta agilis (Sand lizard) is the source of this 1585-nucleotide messenger RNA. It is a transcript of the gene RASSF8, whose product is annotated as Ras association domain family member 8. NCBI's taxonomy places the organism in Eukaryota, Metazoa, Chordata, Lepidosauria, Squamata, Lacertidae. The record is from RefSeq and is a predicted model, not a curated record. The coding region runs from base 182 to 1438 and encodes 418 amino acids. Gene Ontology annotation, biological process: signal transduction. The transcript is spliced from 5 exons.
UGUUGCGGAGGAGGCGACUGCUGCAGUCUUCCCGAGGGGGCCGCCGGAGAUCCCCGGCUGGGCUGGAUUCUGCUGCAGAAAGGCUAUAAUUCCCACCAGUAUGUUGACACUAUCUGGCAUAGCUGUAAACGUGACUUGUCAUCUCAAUUGCAUCCAUGGCUGUUGGGUGACCUGGUAAAUCAUGGAGCUGAAAGUAUGGGUGGAUGGAGUCCAGAGGAUCGUUUGUGGUGUCACGGAAAUUACAACUUGCCAGGAAGUUGUUAUAGCUCUUGCUCAGGCAAUAGGCCGUACAGGAAGGUAUACCUUGAUAGAAAAAUGGAGAGACACAGAGAGACACCUGGCUCCUCAUGAGAAUCCUAUCAUUUCCUUGAACAAAUGGGGACAAUAUGCAAGUGAUGUGCAGUUAGUAUUGCGGCGUACUGGGCCAUCUCUCAGUGAGAGGCCAACUUCAGACAGUGUUGCUCGGAUACCAGAAAGAACUUUGUACCGUCAGAGCUUACCUCCGCUGGCUAAGUUAAGGCCUCAGAAUGAUAAGCUGAUAAAAAGGAGGGAGCCAAAAAGGAAAUCGUUGACUUUCACAGGAGGGGCAAAAGGAUUAAUGGACAUUUUUGGCAAAGGCAAAGAGUCUGAGUUCAAGCAGAAAGUUCUCAACUGCAAGGCAACAGUUGAUGAGCUGAAGAAGCUGAUUCAUUUCCAGACAGAGAAGCUACAGUCCAUUGAGAAACAGCUGGAUUCAAAUGAUGCUGAAGUCAAGUACUGGGAGCACAAGUUUAAUUACAGCCUAGAAGAUGAAAUUGUCAAACUGGAGCAGAAAAUUAAAAGGAAUGAGGUAGAGAUUGAAGAGGAGGAAUUCUGGGAAAAUGAGCUCCAGAUCGAGCAAGAAAAUGAGAAGCAACUGAAGGAGCAGCUCCAGGAGAUCAGGCACAGGAUUUUGGACUGCGAAAGCAAGCUGAAGGAAUAUGUGGCCCAGAUCCAUAGCAUGGAAAGUGGCCUUGAGGCGGAAAAGUUGCACCGGGAAGUGCAGGAGUUAAAAGUAAACGAGGAAGAAGUCAAAGAGAAGAUUGAAAAAGUGAAGGGUGAAAUCGAUAUUCAGGGACAGCAAAGUCUCAGGCUGGAAAAUGGCAUUAAAGCUGUUGAAAGGUCUCUGGGCCAAGCCACCAAGCGGUUACAGGAAAGAGAACAAGAACUAGAGCAGCUGACAAAGGAGCUACGGCAGGUCAACCUCCAGCAGUUUAUCCAGCAGACGGGGACAAAGGUCACUGUGCUACCUGCAGAACCGACUGAAUUGGAGGCUUCCCAAACAGAGCUUGAGAGGGAAACAACUUUUCAGACUGGAUCCCUGAAGCGCCCCGGUUCAUCUAGACAGCUUCCUAGCAAUCUUCGGAUCCUGCAGAAUCCACUGUCCUCUGGUUUUAACCCAGAGGGCAUUUAUGUAUAACAGUACAUAUCCCUGCUGGAAAGGACCUAGGCAGGGACUGUGGGCCAUAGGCACUUCCCUCUUGCAUCCGUUCUCCCAGAGAUGUGUGGGGAGAGAAAAACUUCCUUUCAGAAGCUGCCAAGCAUUGUUGUGAGUGUUUUUUUGUUU